UAUUUAUAAAUUGUGCACGUUGCUAUACAUAUUGGAGCUAUACUGCGAUGGCUAUGUAUAUAUCCUUUGCUCUUAGUAGUUAGACAGAUGUCCCACGCAUUAGGAUGCACUCGUUCAUAUUAUACCACGCAGCUCCUUCGUAGGUCAUUCCAGAUGACGGGAUGGGAAUACGACUUCAACUGUAAAGCGAGCCUCAAGGAAGAAGGUUGCUGUGCGAGUCGGUGUCGAGUUGGAUCCCUAUAGCCGGACAAAUCGUGGAGACACUCGGAGAAGCCAAACAGCCCACAUGUUGAUAUAUUUCGGAGUUAAGUGUUACAGCAUCCGAACCAAAUCCGCUACGAGCUUCCUGGUUCCUAUAACUAGAUUUGUCUAUAGUUUGAAAAACAUGUAGAAUACAAAUAAAUACAACUAUAAUAAUAACGCACAAUUUACGCUCAGUUUUGGGGUGUCGGUCGGUUAUGUUAAUAGUACAUGUAGGGGGGCGCUUAAUAGAACCCGAGGCCAUGGCCUAUACCACAGGCAGUAUAUCAAGCCAAUAAAAAUCAAAGCAGCCUGGUGUAAUUUUUAUUAUAGUAUUUAACUACCAGCACGUUUUACGUAGUUUCUUCCAUAAAUACAGAGGCGGGAUCCCUGCAGAAGUGUUUUACGCGCUUGUAAAGAAAAGAAAAUUACAGUUAAUGCGCUAAUAAAAUAUAGUCUUGUGUGUGAUUUGUUUGCCCCGGACGCAUAAGAGGGGCUGCUGUGAUUUCGUUGUCUUUAUUCUUAUUUAUUUAUUUAUUAGACAAUAAAAAUUGAGAAUGCUAAAAUCCAGUCGUCAUUAUUAUGUUAAAAAUAUAAAACAACAUUUGCAUAUGCAAUUAAAACGAGUGUAUUCUAGAAAGGAUACGUCUUGUUUUGCACAUUAUUAAAUAAGCAAGGCGCUUAUGUGAGAUGAAACGACGGUGCUGCCGCCUGGCGGGUUGAUUUACGCCUCAUUGACGCUUUAUCAGACACACGGAACAACUCCGACCAAUCAUUUCGCUGGGAGCUCACAGCAACUCAGCUGUACUUUGUUGGCUCCGAAGUUGAGAAAGGCUGGUGUACAAAUCUAGAAACUGUCCUAUAUAUGUAUUUCCCCUUUUAUGAAGCGUGUUUUGUAUGAUGUCUGAGAAUGUCCAUUUCUGGAGCUCUUAGCAAUUACUAUGUCGAUUCCAUCAUAAGUCACGAAAGCGAAGAUACGACCUCAGUCAAGUUCUCCAGUGGACAGUAUGCGAGUUCCAGACCCCCGGGACUCGCUGAGCAUCUAGAGUUUCCUUCUUGUAGUUUUCAGUCUAAACCGCCUGUUUUUAGCUCUUCUUGGAAUCCUUUUAAUCCACAUUCAUCAACUGGUUUGUCUGCCGUCUACCAUCCAUACCUCCCGUCUCAGAAUGUCCCGUACCUGCGGACUUGGCUCGAUUCAGCCCCAAGGACAGACCCUCUACCCGGGCAGGGACAAGUCAAAGCAGAGCCGUUGCUGGGAUACCUCGGAGAGACGCAGAAAAUCGGAGGACAGUACAGUUUGGAGUCUUCCGCUGGAAGGGAGGUCGAUUCCAAUCAAGGCCCCGGCUUCGAUGACAAAAAGGAAAUUUGCGAAGGUAGCGAAGACAAAGCAGAUCAAAGCGACCCUUCAACUAACUGGCUUCACGCCCGCUCCUCCCGGAAGAAAAGGUGCCCUUAUUCCAAGUACCAGACCCUGGAGCUGGAGAAGGAGUUUUUAUUCAGCAUAUACCUCACCCGGGACCGGCGGCACGAACUGGCCAGGCAGCUGAACUUGACGGAAAGACAGGUCAAAAUCUGGUUUCAGAACCGGAGAAUGAAAAAGAAGAAAAUGAACAAGGAGCAACCGAAAGAGCAGGGCCCGCUUUCCGGAGAGGGACGGAACCGCCCGAUGGAUUGAUACAGAGGCCGUCACCACCCCCCCCC
Polyodon spathula (Mississippi paddlefish) is the source of this 1941-nucleotide messenger RNA. RefSeq names its product homeobox protein Hox-B9a-like. Gene Ontology annotation, cellular component: nucleus. Gene Ontology annotation, biological process: proximal/distal pattern formation; regulation of transcription by RNA polymerase II; anterior/posterior pattern specification. Gene Ontology annotation, molecular function: RNA polymerase II cis-regulatory region sequence-specific DNA binding; DNA-binding transcription factor activity, RNA polymerase II-specific. Lineage: Eukaryota; Metazoa; Chordata; Actinopteri; Acipenseriformes; Polyodontidae. The record is from RefSeq and is a predicted model, not a curated record. The transcript has 2 exons. The coding region runs from base 1151 to 1915 and encodes 254 amino acids.